Messenger RNA from Paracoccidioides lutzii Pb01, 1107 nucleotides. RefSeq lists its product as hypothetical. The record is from RefSeq and is a predicted model, not a curated record. Bases 1 to 1107 code for a protein of 368 amino acids. The transcript has a single exon.
AUGGUCGUCUUCCGUCUUCCAAAUAUCCUGUGUAGGAACAAAAGACCACAGACAACAGCUACUGUUUCAACUCCUCCCGCUCAAAUGCCAGACGGUGACAGCCUGCUGCAAGGGAGUCAUCAAGAUAAAUCACCCUGUCCUCCCCAUCCAAAUGACCAGAAACAGUCCUGGACAUUCAGAUAUCUCUCUUCCGCUUUGUCUGGAAGUGUUGGAUGGACUGUACCUGCUAUCGAUCUAUCUAUCUCCUCUAUGCUCAUCGCGAAGCCUGCAAAUGAUACCAGCAACAACGUAUGCAGACUUCCACCCUCAGUAAAGAGACAACUCUUCGAUUCAACCAUCAAGACCCCUACAAGAAACACAGACAUACCUCUCCCAACCAUAAUCCACCCCAACACUCCCUUAUCUCCUUCGUCGUCUUCACUGUCAUCAUUCUCCACCUCCCCAACACGAACCAAACCAUGCUCCACCCGCUCCACCCGCCGCCCAACGCAACUAAAACCAAUUCUCAAAACAGCAAUCUCAGAAAACCUCCCACACACCAACCGCCACACCUCCCAAUCAGACACCCAAGCCAACACAUCUAGGAACGUCUUCUUGACGCUGAACGAUGUUUCCAACUUGGAUGAGACGGUCCCACCCCGGCACUUUUCCACCAGUCAAUCGCCCUCCACUCACAUGAGCCGCCAUUCAUUGUCAUUCACCUCGUCACGCUCGCUGGUAUCUCUAGAUGAUCCCGAUCAGAUCACCGAGACAACCGUUGAGCAUCCUUUUGGUAAUCAAGAGGCCAAAGUUGAGAAAGCGCAAAGAGGGGUGAUGGACAAGAAGCGCGCAAGCAGUUGCGGCGGGGGGCCUGGUGAAAGUGUUGGUAUGGGUAGGGAGAUCGGGGCAAGUGGGGCAUCAGAUUCCUGCACCACCAACCGGAAAGCAAAGAAGAUGAAGCAAAAGAUGGUGCGGUUUGAUCAUGUUGAUGUUCAUCCGUAUGAGGUUGAGCGAAGUGGGGAAUCUUGCUUGAGCUUCUACAACGAGCAGUUUGUGGUUCCUAAGCUUGAUCUAGAUCUUGACCUAAAGGAGUAUGUGGUUGAUAUUCCGGAUAUAAUUGAGAGGUGA